AUGUGGUACAGUAACUGCCGCACAGUCCACGACCCGGCAUUCUGCAUUGGGCCUCUUGUAGGCGGCGUGCUAAAACGCCACUGCCUCAUUUGCGGCGACAGCCAUGUAAUUGAGGACUGUGCGUAUAAGACCCCAACAUGGGUGUAUUACGUUCUCCUAUACUGUCGACAAGGCAGGUGUAUGGUGACUAUAAGGAUCGACUUGUCGCAUGUCCCCCUACAUCCCGUCUUCGAGACAGUGGCGUCACAGGGCAAAGGCUUUGCAACGGAGAACUAUCAACAAGCCCUGAAGAGAGCCAUACGACGAAACGAGAAGUUCGAUUGGAAGAGCCAAAAGGAUGCCACCCCUCAACUUCUGAUCAACCAGGCGGUUUCCGGGCUGUUGCCGACUGACCCAACUCGCAAGAAGUAUGGCCCGGAGGCCACCGCGGGGGGCAAGGACAACCGCUAUCACAUCGAGUAUGUGAAUGAGCGCCAAGAGACCGUACGACGGGUGAUGGGCGAAGACUUCCUUUUCGAGGUUCAGCCGCCCAAGAUCCGGCUGCCGGCGAGGACCCUCUACUUCCCUGAUCCCUUUUCUGGGCGGCCACCAGGGAUCUGA
This is a messenger RNA of Anthostomella pinea, 600 nucleotides long. NCBI's taxonomy places the organism in Eukaryota, Fungi, Ascomycota, Sordariomycetes, Xylariales, Xylariaceae. The record is from the annotation of a GenBank genome assembly.